UGGGUUUAGAACGUGCAACUAACCAAGCAGGGGGGCACGCAUGUGCCCUCCUCCAUCAACGGUCCAGAUUCAUCGAUACCAAUAAUUGAACGGCGGCCCAUACACACAACAUAUUCUGUAUAUGAUAUAUCCUCUCCAUUCCCCAACACUCUAUCUUUCAUCUCCACCCCUCUUUAAAUCCCCAGAUUUAGGUUUAAAGUUUAAACCUCUUCUGCGGAUUCUUCAAAUGGAGAUGACAAGAUUAAUGGCGGUUGUUGCUCUGAUUUUGGCAUUGGGGUUUCCUUCCAUUAACGCCCAAGUCUCCGCUCCGGCGCCUGCGCCCACAAGCGAUGGAGUGGCGAUUGAUCAAGGAAUAGCAUAUGUUCUUAUGCUUGUGGCUCUGGCAAUUACCUACAUUAUUCAUUAAGCAGUGGGGGAUGGAUGUAAUUCUAGUCUCUAGAGGAGUUGACACUGGCAUUUUGAUUGUUUUAGAGUAUUGAUUUGAUCUGAUAUUCUAUUAGUUUUUGACUUCCAAAAACUCGGAUUUCAGUUUCCAUGUGUUCAGAAUUUCUUGGUAAAUUGUAAACUUCUUUAUCUGUUUUACUUGCAUUUCUUCAGAAUUUUCCCCUUCUUUUUACCAUGUGUAUAUGUUUUUUUUUUUUUUUUUUUUUCAACUCUUGUAUGAUUAUUGUUCAGAUUAUGCAUGAAUUUGAACGAAGUUCAGUAAAUCUUUUAAUGCUUUUGGACC
Ipomoea nil (Japanese morning glory) is the source of this 727-nucleotide messenger RNA. RefSeq names its product arabinogalactan peptide 22-like. NCBI's taxonomy places the organism in Eukaryota, Viridiplantae, Streptophyta, Magnoliopsida, Solanales, Convolvulaceae. The transcript has 2 exons. The record is from RefSeq and is a predicted model, not a curated record. The coding region runs from base 122 to 406 and encodes 94 amino acids.